Molecule: messenger RNA, 10947 nt
Organism: Euleptes europaea (tarantolino)
Lineage: Eukaryota; Metazoa; Chordata; Lepidosauria; Squamata; Sphaerodactylidae
Gene: MYO15A
Product: myosin XVA
Exons: 64
Coding region: 1-10947 (3648 amino acids)
Cellular component (GO): myosin complex; cytoskeleton
Molecular function (GO): cytoskeletal motor activity; ATP binding; protein binding
Source: RefSeq, a predicted model, not a curated record
AUGGAGGACAGUGAGAUAGUGGAGGAAGACAGUGAAGAUGACCCCAAAAAGAAGAAAGGGAAAGACAAAAAGGGCGGGAAGAAGCAACUCAAAGGUGCCUCGAAGCUGGUGAUGGGCUUGGCCACCGACGAUGCCAAGAAGAAGAAAGGGGCCAAGAAGGAACAUGCCAAAGCCCAGCUGAAAGGCGCCACCAAAGCUAUGGCCAUCACCAAGAAGGAGCCACCGCCCAAAAAGAAACGGAGCUUGAAGAGUACAUCCAAGCUCUUCAUGGGCUUCAAGGGGCUGCUCAAGCGGCCGAAGAAGAGCAAGUUCAAAAACACCUCCCGCUUCUUCUGGGGGCUGAACAAAUUCAGCACCAAGAAGAAGCAAAAGCAGAAGAAGAACAAGGCGGUCCUCAAGUCCACCUCCAAGCUCAUGAUGCGCUUCAAAGGGAUGGGGAAGGGCAAGAGCAAGAAGAAAGAAGAGCCUAAGGCUGAAGGGGCCAAGAAGCCGGCUUUCAUGCUGAUACGGCUGGGCGGGAAACCCAAAGGGGGCGGGUUCUUUGGCAACCUGUUGCAACGAGCGAAGCCGAAUGAGAAGUUCAAGACACGGGCCCAGAUUGUCAGCAAAGUCGCUGCUGCCACCAGCUGGCUCACCAGGAAAUUCCUGGCCAAGCGUGGCAGGUACAUGUAUGACGAAAGAGUUGCUAACGAGGCCUGGCUUUCGAGGAUCGGGGCCAAGAAGCUCCCUUUCCCCUCGGAGGCUGAGGUCUUGAGGCACCGGGCGAAUAUGCGGAGGCUGCCCGGAGCCAGUGCGCUCUACGGCCAAACCCAGGAAGAAUUUGGCCACUGGGACAACUUAGACGCCCCCUUGCCACAACCGUACUAUGAGAGCUACCGAGAGGAUGGCUACGCUGAACCACAGUCCUCUUCUCAAUAUGAAUAUGCUAACUAUGAUAAUGAGUGUUACGAUGGGUACCCAGAUGAGGAAUACGGGCCGUAUGAAGAACCAGUAGAGUACUAUAACCAUCAGCCACAAGACCAGCAUGGUUACCUCACUGAGGAUGACCAAGAAUAUGAGCCUGCCACCAGUUAUUCACCCUAUGAACCUUACGAUAACUAUGCCGAUUAUCAAGAGACAGUAGGGUUGAAUGACCAGUAUGCCUCCGCUGGAGACCACUAUUACUCAGGGGUGGAAGAAUCAGAAUACCCUGAUGACUACCCUCUUAAUGAAGCAGGCUACAGCGAGAACGAAUGGCCUCCUCCGACGCAAUCUUCGUACAACCCUUACGCCUACCCAUUGGACGAUAUUGUGGAGAUGGAGGAGGCAGAGGAGGAGCGAAGAGGUUACCCCUUGGGUGUAUCUAACUCUUCCUUUUUCGAGCAGCAAGGGAUGGGAGAGAAUUUGCUUCCUAAGCUUUCUUUGAGCCGGAAAUUCCGGCUUUUCCCACGGCCUCAGGUGAAGCUCUUCGGUAUCGACAAAAUGGAUGUCCCCCUCCCUCCCUCACCGCAGUUUUCCGUUGGCAGUUUGGAUCAAGACGAGGAGAACUAUGACGAAUCUGAACCCUUGACAUCUCCUUUUGCCCAGUUUGACGAUCGGAAUGUGGUACCUUCCAGGUCGCCAAAGCUCUCAAAACUGUUGCAGGGAUGUUUUGGUGGUGGCCUACCAAGUCCUGUCCCCCCCAGACCACCCACUGUGAGGAAUUCGGGCCUAAAUGAACAAAAAUGCACCUGUAAGGCAAGCUUGCCUCCGAAACUCUCUGCAAGAGAAUGUGGAAGUCCUUUGGGGCAGUUCCUACAGAAAUCCCUCACGCAACCAAAACCCAUACUAAAGCACCGGGAGACCAGGGAGCAGAACAGACCCCCGAUGUCAUCUCCAAUGAAGAAACUUCUUUCAAUGUUUGGUGGCGGCAAAUCCGUGGGGCAGUCUCUUCAGGUGGGAACAAGGCAAUUCGAAAUGCCUGAUUCAACUUCAUCUCCUAAACCUGCGAGUCGGUUUGCGGGUCCACAGAGGCACGGCAGCCCUCGCCCUUCUUUUCACCCUGCCACAAGGCUGCGCAACGCGCUUCAGGAAGAACUGCACAGCACGCUUCCCUUCGCGGGGUCAUCUUCCUACAAGAAGCUGCACCCAGGAGCAGGUUCGCCCCCAAGGUCGUUCAGUCAGGAAGCCAUUAACAACAACAAUUCCCAAAGGCCUGGUGGUUCACCUCAGUUUUCUCAAAGAAAUAUCUCGUCCUUUUCUUCCAAACAAAAUACAAGGUCGUUUGGGCCAAACAGGCCGCGGGUGGAUUUCCACAUGCCUGAGACAAGUAGUUCCUUCAAGCAAUGUUCCGGUGGUCGUAUGUCUUCACAGGGGCCAACUUCGUGGUCUGGAAGCCCUUCCAUGAGACGAGUGGGCUCAUCACCAGUCACAGAUAAGACCUCCUUUCCUGCCCCGACACGGGGACAAAGGCCAUCCACCCUAUUAGAGGAGUCCUCAUCUUCCCCUCAUCUGACAGCACGUAAUCCUUUUAUACGUCGACGCAACCCAUCAUCCACUAGUUUAGGGCCCGCUGGCAGCCUAAGGAAUGAGGGCCCUUUGAGGCAAUCAUCUUCUCAGAUCUCCCUCAGCUCCAACACUUCUAAAUUUCGGGAUUCUCUUCGCAGCGUGAGCUCUGGUAGAUAUCCCCCAACAGGGGUCCACGGUCCAGCUGCUGGGGGGUUUCAAGGUCCUCCAUCACCCCAACCACCCCUCAGGCAUUUUGGAUCUCCUCCUACCCCAAAUUUCCCAGGGCCAUCAGGAAGAAUGAACCCUUCACCCAUUGAUGUUCAAGGGAGGCUUCCCCAAGCUUGGAACAGACUGCCUGAGCCCCCAACCAAAGCCGUGAAACCUUUAAUGAAGAAUCAGUUCAUGAGGCAAUAUGGCCACCCAUCUCCCACUCUGUCUACUAGGAGCGCGAGGACCUCCUCUCCACAGAUGCAGACUCGGCAAGGAAGCCGUAGGGUUACCAUCGUAGAAUCCCCGGUUGACACACCCGCUCAUCCCCAGUCGCUUGCUGACGUCAGUGGGCAGGUGGCGGAGCGGUGGUUGCCACAGCAGAGGUGGGAUCGCACUUCUGGGGAUGGAAUGUCAGCCCCCCAGAAUCGUUCCCCCAAGAUGGGCAGUAGUGGAAGUCUGAGGAGCUUGUCAAAUCUGCCUCCGCCCCCGAGUCCUGCUUCCAGCUCUACAAAGGACUUCAUCAAGCGCAUUGGUCAGCCUUUAGCUGGGAUGGCUGAGAUUGCUUCUUCCAUCAGAUGUUCUACCACAGAAAGUGGCGUGGCGGGGAAAGGGAGCACAUAUUUGGCAAAGUUUGGCCAAGAUCCAGGGUUACCACCAGCUUGCUCCGUGCACCCCCAUUCUCACCACCCUCCUUCUCCUGGUCCAUCACUGAAGCAAGUGGCAGAGGCCAACCGUUCUCGGCCACCCAGUCUGAAACAGAAAGUCUUGGGUGGCAAUUUGAGCUACCCUGUUGCCGGCAGCAACCCGGGCACCCUGCGGGGGAGGCCGAAUCUCAGUCCCGGGACUCAAAGAUCAGCUCCAUUUCAAGCUAUGGGAAGAGGAAGCCAGGCUUUUCAAGACCAGUACAACAUGCCAAGAAGACCAGGGCCUGCUCAUUCACCCAUCGAGCUGCUUAGAAACGAAGCGGACGACGGUACGGGGAGAUAUGCGGUGGUAACACCACAGAUGCAGCGGAUAGGCUCCGUAGGAAGGAACGCUCAUAUGCAGAAACAGGCUUGGUCCGACUAUCAUACCGUACAUGUCCACGAGAUGCCAAACAGGUGGGCCUCGGAGAAACUGUACCGCCAGCCUCCCGUGGAGGAAUUUAGCCGGCAGGCCCCUAAACUUGGAAGCGGUGUGGCGUGGUACCUGACCCGCGGGACAAAGAUGCUCGACAAUGGGCCAAACGCAGGUUGGCAACGUAAGAUGCAGACUGUCCACAACUUGCAAGCUGGGAGCUUUGCGGUACCGCAGGGCGACAAAGGUGUGGAGGACAUGACUCAGUUGGAGGAACUCCAUCAGGGCGUGGUCCUCCAAAACAUCAGAAAGAGGUUCGAGCGGGGGCUGAUCUAUACCUAUAUAGGUAGCAUCUUAGUGUCGGUGAAUCCCUAUAAAAUGUACAACAUCUACGGGACAGACAACGUGCUGUUGUAUGAGGGGAAGGCCCUGGGAGAGAAUCCGCCCCACCUUUUUGCGAUUGUCAACAUUGCCGUCAGCAAGCUGAGAGAUGCCAAACUUAACCAAUGUAUUAUUAUCAGUGGCGAAAGCGGAUCGGGCAAGACAGAAGCCACCAAACUGAUUCUCCGUUACCUGGCCGCGAUAAACCGGAAGCACACCGCUACCCAGCAGGUACAGGAUCCACGGGCGCGGAUCCUGGAAGCUACUCCUCUGCUGGAAUCCUUCGGGAAUGCCAAGACUGUGCGAAACGACAAUUCCAGCCGGUUUGGGAAAUUUGUGGAAAUCUUUCUGGAAGGCAGGCUCAUCAGUGGUGCCAUAACUUCGCAGUACCUUCUGGAGAAGUCCAGGGUCGUCUUUCAGGCCAAUAAUGAACGGAAUUACCAUAUCUUUUACGAGAUGCUGGCUGGCCUUCCCGGUCAUCAGAAGCGCAAAUUCUUCCUCCAAGAGGCCGAAACCUAUUUUUACCUGAACCAGGGAGGGAACUGUGAGAUUCCCGGCAAGGCGGACGCGGAGGAUUUCCACCGGCUGUUGACCGCCAUGGAAGUCCUGCACUUCAGCCUCGACGACCAAAACAGCAUCUUCCGAAUACUGGCUUCCAUCCUCCACCUGGGGAACGUCUAUUUUGAAAAAUAUGAGAUCGAUUACCAGGAGGUGGCUUCCGUCGUGAGCGCCCGGGAGAUCCGGGUCGUGGCCGAGCUGUUGCAGAUCUCUCCGGAAUGCCUGCAGAAGGCGGUGACCUUCAAAGUGACGGAAACCUUGAGGGAGAAGAUCCUCACUCCACUCACAGUUGACAGCGCCACGGAUGCCAGAGACGCCAUCGCCAAGAUUCUCUACUCCCUGCUGUUCAACUGGAUCACGGAGAGGAUCAACCGGCGCAUCUAUCCCAAGCAAAAAGCCCUGUCCAUCGCCAUCUUGGACAUUUAUGGCUUCGAGGAUCUGGGCUUCAACAGUUUUGAGCAACUGUGCAUCAAUUUCGCCAAUGAAUACAUCCAGUUCUUCUUCAACAAGAUCGUUUUCAAAGAAGAACAGGAGGAAUAUAUCCGGGAGCAGAUUGAAUGGAGAGAAAUUUCGUUCAACGACAACCAGCCUUGUAUCGACCUCAUUGCCCAGAGGCCCUAUGGGAUUUUGAAGAUUUUGGAUGACCAGAGCAGUUUUCCCCAGGCGACGGACCACACGUUUCUCCAGAAGUGUCACUAUCACCACGGUUCCAACGAGCUGUACUCCAAGCCAAAGAUGCCGCUGCCGGAGUUCACCAUCAAGCAUUAUGCAGGCAAAGUCACCUACCAGGUGCAUAAAUUCUUGGAUAAAAACUACGACCAAGUUCGUCAGGACGUCUUGGAGCUUUUCGUCAACAGUAAGAUCAAACUGGUAGCUAAUCUGUUCUUCAGCCAUGCGCAGCUGGUGGCCCAGCAAACCACCAUGAUGGGAAGGAGCAGCGCCAGCAAACGGAAGUACAAACCCCCAACCAUUGCCUCAAAAUUCCAGCAGUCCCUCUUGGAACUUGUGGAGAAAAUGGAAAGAUGCAACCCUUUCUUUGUCCGAUGCAUCAAACCGAACAAUAAGAAGAAGCCGGGCCUCUUUGAGGAAGAUGUCGUCGGUGCCCAGCUGAAGUACUCAGGGAUUCUGGAGACCAUCCGUAUCCGCAAAGAAGGUUUCCCCGUCCGCAUCCCCUUCAGGAUCUUCAUAGACAGGUACCGCUGCCUCGUCGAUCUCCGUCCUGAAUCCAUGCCCGACGGGAUGUACUGUGUCAAAGUGCUGACCAAACUGUGCCCAGUCACCCGUGAUAUGUACUGCAUCGGAGCAAGCAAGCUCUUUAUGAAGGAGAGCGUCUACCAGCAGCUGGAGAGCGGGUACGAACGUUUGGUGCAGAUGGCGGUGCUGACCCUCCAGCGGUACACGCGGGGCUUCCUGAUCAAGAAGCGCUUCUACGCCCUCCGCCACAAGAUCAUUCUCAUCCAGGCCCGGUCCCGCGGGUUUCUAGCCAGGCAAAAAUACUCGCGGCUGAGGGGGACCAUCAUCAGGUUCCGGUGCCUCGUGCGGAUCUACGUGAAUCGCAAGAGAUACCUCAAGGUGAGUCCUGGGCUCUGUGGUGUCGAGUGGAUGUGGAAAGUUACAUUCGCUACAAUGUGGAAGACAGAAGAAAUGUCCCCACGAGAGGUGAUGAAAGUUUCGACCUUGGAAGUCCCUGCUGAACUGGUUGGCCUCCUCAACACCGUGGCGGGUACACAGGUGAACGAGGACUGCAUCGUUCCCGUGGCCCCGCCCAAGAUGCAGGCCGAUUCGCAACUCCCCCUCCCCCUCGACAUCAACAAUUACCCCAUGUCCAAGUACGUGCGGGGACAUUUCAAGGAACCGGUGUUUGGGAUGCUCACCAAAACUCUGGCGACUCCUUUGACCCACCUGGACGACUGGCUGAGCGCGGAAGCAGUUAACCUCUUCAAACUGGUUCUCCGCUUCAUGGGUGACCCCCACCUCAACGGCACGCAGGAGAGCCUCUUCGGGAACUACAUUGUGCAGAAAGGGCUCUCGACCACCGGCCUGCGGGAUGAGAUCCUGGCCCAGAUCGCCAACCAAGUCUGGCACAACCCCAACGCCCUCAACAAAGAGCGGGGAUGGCUCCUUCUGGCCGUCUGCCUCAGCGCCUUCGCGCCCUCCCCCAGCCUGGAGAAGCACUUGCUGAAGUUCGUUUCCGACUACGCCUUUGACGGCUACAAGCCCGUCUGCCAACACAAGCUCAUGCGAGCCAUGGAGAAGACCAAGCACGGCACCGAAGCGGCCCGCUCGUAUCCGCCCACCCUCCUGGAGUGGACGGCCUGCCGCAGUAAAGUCAACAUGGCCCUGGACGUUUACUGUUUCAAUGGAGAUCAUUUUCUGUGCCCCAUCAAUUCCUGGACCACGGGAGAAGCCCUGGCUGCAGGCGUGCUGCAACACAGGGGGCUGCUGGACGGCUGGCGAGGCUGGUCCGUCACCAUGAAGGACGGGACCCAGUGGGCCGAGCUGGCCGGCCACGACUACGUCCUGGACCUGAUCUCCGACCUGGAGCUGAUCCGGGGCUUCCCAAAGCAGAAGUCGUAUUUCAUCGUUGCUUCGGAAGGUCCAGAGAAUACCAUCGGAGGCAAAGCAGUAUUCAGACAUGGUUUGGACUCGGAUGGGGAGGUCCCUCCGCCCCCACCCACCAAGGCCCCGACUGUGGCCCCCACCAACCUGCCCGACUCCGAGGGAUACUGCAGCCAUGAUUCGGACACCUUCAGCGAGUCCCGGAGCCAGAAGGGAUUGGAUCGCUACCUGGACAGCCUCUUUGACCCGGUCCUCUCUUAUGGGAAUGGGGACUUAGAGAAGCCGGCAGCCAUUUCCUACCGGAUGAAAGGGGGAGGUGGCGUUGGAGGAGGCCGCCGCGACGAGGGACAGAGCCGUGGGGCUGGCGGGCCUCCGGAGGUGACCCGGGUGUUUGGGAAAAACGAAGGCAAGAUAUCGACGCAGAAAGCUUACCUCUGCCAGCAAGACUCACUUCUGGCCCGCCACAUGUCGCAACAGGUGGCUGCUCUCCGGCGGCAGCAGCAAGAAUCCGGGGCCGCCCCUGGGCCCCCUCCGGGGUCCAGUCUCAGAUCUUCCUCCCAUCGAAGUCCAACAAGAACCCAAAAAAUAAGCGACUCUGGCCCCAAGCUCAUCGUAGCCCAAGCCCUCCAGAGGGAAGCUGAAAAAAGGACGGCGGAAGGAAACGCGGCACCCCCGAGCCAGCCGCGGGACUGGCCCGCCUUUCAGAAAACUGCACCCGGCACCGAUCCUGCUUCCAGGAUGCGCGCCGGCGAGCUGGUGCGGCACUCCAAGCUGAAUUCGGAGCACAUCCCCGAGCCGACGCAGAACAUACGCAACAUUAUCAAGCAGUACCAGCAGCCUGCCCGGGUCCCGGAGCCCAUCAGGAGGGAAGGGGGGAAAGUCUUUGUGAAGAAAAUGGACCCUCAUGAAGAAGCUCUGAUGAUCUUGAAGAAACAGAUGUCGGGAACUCCAGAGGCUCCCCAGCCAGCUCCGGAGGCGAUAGCCCUGGUGAAACCUGUGACCAGUGCCAACAUUAAGAUGAUUGUGCCACCGGCCAUUCGCCCAACGCCUGCCACCCCCAUGCGGCAAUUAGGACCCGAGGACGAACAAGUCCAGACGCAGCUUCACCGCCGGUACAGUGAUGAGUUCUAUGCAUACCGCAAUGUCUCCUGGAAAAUCUACCUCCGGAAAGAGGUGUUCUACCCCAAGGACACCAUCAACAAUCCGCUUCUGCUAGAUCUCAUUUUCCGGCAGAUCUUCAACGAUACCAUGUCUGAGGCCUGCAUCCGCAUUACCCAGGGGGAGAGGCUCCGCAUGAAAGCUCUCUUUGCGGAAAACAAGCUCGAUUCCUUCAGCCCGGUGGCCGACGAAAGCGUGAAGAAGGAGAUCGUCAACGUUGCGCGGGAUGGGUGGGAAGUGUAUUUUUCUCGCCUUUUCCCAGCUACGGGCAGCGUCGGCACUGGAGUGCAGAUCUUGGCGGUGUCCCACACGGGGAUUAAGCUUCUGAGGCUCGUGAAAGGCACCAACCUGCCCGGGGAACAGCUGCGGGUGCUGCGGGGCUACGGUUACAGCGACAUCCUCUUCGUGACCAUCCCCUCCAAGAACAUGUUGGAAUUCAACCUCACCAACGAGAAGCUCCUCCUCUUCUCCCCCAAAGCGCCCCAGGUGAAGGCCAUGGUGGACUACUUCAUCACUGAGCUCAAGAAGGAUUCGCAAUACGUGGUGGCUAUCAAGAACUACAUCACCAACGACAAGAGCCUCUUGAGUUUCCAUAAAGGAGACAUCAUCUGCCUCCGCCCCAUGGAAGGCUUGGGGAAAGACCGCUAUUAUGGCUGCGUGGUGCGCAAGAAAGUGAUGCUGCUUGAGGACGUGAAGAAGGGGACUCUGGAUUUUGGUUGGAAGUUUGGGGCCAUCUACGGGAAGUCCGGCUUCUUCCCGGCCGACUGUGUCCAGCCAGCGGCGGCGCCGGACUUCAUCCACCUGCCGCUGGAGAAGAAGGAAGAGCCACAGGACAAGCAAGGGAAAGUGGCCAUCCCGGCCUCGGUGGCCGUGGCUAUCGCGUCGGCAGCGGUGGCUCAGGAGCUCGAUAAGAAGACGGAGGCGAGUACAAUUGCCAGCGAAUACGCUGAGGACUUUGAGGGAGCCAAGGGUGAAAUCCCCCACGGCGGCCCCUACGCCAUGCUGGAGUUUGCCAAGAAGUAUUUCCGAGAAGGGCAGAGGGCAAAGAUGGACCCCAACAAGCUAAAAUCCAAGAAAGGCAUUGAAUCGAAGGGUGUGGAAGAUGUUCUGAAAUUCACCAAGUCCCCCAUCCAGGAGUCGCUCAUUGAAUUCACAGACAGCAGCCUGAAUAAAACUGCGGCAGAGGCUUUCCAAGCUGUGAUGAAAUUCAUGGGCGACCUUCCGCUCAAGGGCCAAACAGACCUAGAAGUGGUUUGCUCUCUUCUGAAGCUUUGUGGAGAAUACGAGGUGAUCCGAGAUGAGGUUUAUUGCCAGAUCAUGAAGCAGGUCACGGACAACUCCAGCUCCAAGGCGGACAGCUGCCAGAAAGGGUGGAGGUUGCUCUACAUCCUGAGCGCUUAUUACCGAUGUUCAGAGGUCCUCAAACCUUACCUUCUGUGGUUCCUCCAGGACGUCUGCAGCAAUCCCGCUUUGCAUUUUCAAGGCAUCGCCAAGGCCUGCGAACAGAACCUGCGGAAAACCUUCCAGUUUGGGGGCCGGUGUGGAUUCCCUGGUAACAUGGAGCUCAAAGCCAUGGUGGCUGGAAGGAGCUCGAAGCGCCAACUGGUCCUCUUGCCAGGGGGGAUUGAGAAGCACCUGAAGAUCAAGACAUGUUCGGUCGCCCUCGAUGUGAUAGAGGAGAUCUGCUGCGAAAUGGGACUCAAUCGGCCCGAAGCCGUCAACGAAUAUAUCAUUUUUGCAGUUACCAGCCGAAAUCAGAACGUCCGGCCUUUGAACAAGAAGGAAUACAUCCUUGACGUGGUCAUGGAAAUGGAACAAGUGGAGAGCAGCUACAUGUUCUGGUAUCGGCGGGUCAUCUGGAGCCAGCCGCUGAAAUUUGACAAUGAGUUGUAUGUAACCAUGCACUACAACCAGGUGCUCCCGGACUACCUCAAGGGGCUCUUCAAUACUCUCCCGUCCGUGAAGCUGACGGAGCAACAAUUCCAGCAGGUCUCCAAACUGGCUGCUCUUCAGCACCGGGCCAAAGACCGCAUCUACCCGCCCACCCUACGAGAGGUCCAGGAUUACAUCCCGCCCCAGCUCUAUCACCUCCUGGCGGCCCAGGCGUGGCUGGACAUGGUCUCGCAACACACGCAACAGACGCUGGCGCUGAGUGCCCACCAGGCUCGGGCGCAGUUCCUCGGGCUCCUGAGUGCCUUCCCCAUGUUUGGCUCCUCCUUCUUCUACAUCCAGAGCUGCAGCAAUGACUCCAUCGUCUCCCCCUGCAUCUUGGCCGUGAACCAGAAUGGACUCAACUUCCUGAACAAAGAAACCCACGAACCAGUCGCGAUCUUCUCGUUGAAGGAGAUCCAGUCGACACGCACCCAGCGACCCUCGGCUGGAUCCAGCUACCCCUACGUAGAGAUCAUGCUGGGAGACUUGAUGUCACAAAAAGUCACCCAGCUGCAACUGGAGCAGGGCUUGGAGCUUUGUCGAGUGAUCGCGACGCACAUGGAGAAUUUGCUGCACGCCCGGGAGAAGAGGCUCACGCUCCCGCCGAGCGAGAUCACACUGUUGUGA